AUGUUCUUCGACAAUGUGCAACAGGGUGCGCCCGAUGUUAUGUAUGAGCUAAAGCUUCGAGCUGAUGGCGAUACGAGCCCCAAUAAGGUCGACCUUGGUGUCGGUAUCUACCGCAAUGAACAGGGUCUUUACCAUGAGUUAAAGGCUUUGAAAGAUGCGAAAGAUCAUCUUGCUGUGACAAACCCGAAUCACGACUACGAAGUUACCACAGGCAAUGCCGAAUACCUGCGUAAUGCUGCGAGGAUCGUCUUUGGAAAUUGUUCCGACAUUUUACAGUCGGGCCGAGUCGCUUCUGUGCAGACUAUAUCUGGAACAGGGUCAAUUCAUAUUGCUCUCAUGUUCCUCAGCCGUUCAGUUCAAGGCUUGGAGAAGACUGUGUAUGUAGGAACACCCACAUGGGGCAAUUAUCAGCCAAUGUGUGCAAUUGCUGGCCUCAGCUUCCAACCUUACAGGCAUUACUCCCCCGACACCGGUCGUGUAGACUGGAAGAGUGUGCUGGAAGCUGUUCGUGGAGCGGCCCCAGGCAGUAUCUUCAUCCUCCAGGCUUGUUGUCAUAAUCCGACUGCGGCGGACUUCUCUCAAGAUCAGUGGGAGACGUUAGCAAAAGAGAUGAAGGACAGGCGCUUAUUCCCUUUGUUCGACAUGGCGUACCAGGGUCUCGGGAACGGUCUAGAUGAGGAUGUAUUCGGCUUACGCCAUUUUGCGCAAGAAGGUUUCGAGCUCCUGGCUUGCCAGACUUUCUCUAAAAGCUUUGGUCUGUAUGGAGAAAGAGUGGGUGCACUUCAUGCUAUUUGUCCUACAAUUCAGGUGGCAUCUGCUGUGCAUGAUCAGCUUCGCUUCUUGAUCCGAUCCGAGUUCUCGUCUUCACCAGCAUACGGAGCCAGGCUCGUGACCACAAUCUUGUCAGAUCCUCAGCGAGAAUUAAUUUGGAGGGAAGAGCUUAAUACUCUCCAUCAACGACUGCGUGCGCUACGAGAAAAGCUAUUCCAUCUGUUACAUGAUGUUAAUAAGACUCCAGGAAAUUGGGAGGUCAUCACUCGCGGAACAGGAUUAUUCAGUUUUCUGCCAUUGACUAUCGAACAAUGCAAGGCUCUACAGACCAAAUAUCAUAUCUACCUAGUUCCCAAUGGUCGCAUAACCGUAUCUGGUCUUAACGAACGAAAUAUCGAGUAUGUAGCGUUAAGCAUCGAUGAGGUCGUACGGGCUUCGGAAACAUCCAUCCGAAAUCAUAUCUAA
Clonostachys rhizophaga is the source of this 1236-nucleotide messenger RNA. The record is from the annotation of a GenBank genome assembly. NCBI's taxonomy places the organism in Eukaryota, Fungi, Ascomycota, Sordariomycetes, Hypocreales, Bionectriaceae.